UCUUUCUCUCUCUCUUUUGGUGUUUAAUUUGUGCUUCCUGCAUUAAAGAGAAACCAUCUUCAAUGUUAGACAUCUAAAACCCUAAAUGGAGUCUAGUGUCCAUCGCUCCCAUCACUGUUUCGAUAUUCUUGAAGGAAUGUCGCCACAAGGCGAUCAUUUCAACUCAGCAUUCCUACCAAACGCUAACUUCCAUGUCUCACUACAGUCCUUACCACCAAACUCAUCAACUCACAACAACAACAAUCGCUCUCACUUAAACCCAACCAUUUACCACAACGAGGGUCUCGAAAGAAGGGCGAGAAGAAUGGUCUCAAACCGAGAAUCUGCAAGGAGGUCACGUAUGCGGACAAAGAAGCAAAUCCAAGAGCUGCAGCAACAGGUGGAACAGCUCAUGAUAUUGAAUCAUAACUUGUCUGAGAAAGUCAUCCAUUUGCUUGAAAGCAACCACCAGAUACUACAAGAGAACUCACAGCUGAAGGAGAAAGUCUCUUCCUUUCAGCUUCUCAUGGCGGAAAUGCAAAUACCCAUGAGAAUGGAUGGCAGCAUCAAUGACCGGGUUGUGAAUCAUCUCAGAGGAGAGACAUUGAACCGGACCAAUGCUUUCUUUGGUAGGUAA
Messenger RNA from Brassica oleracea var. oleracea, 616 nucleotides. Its product is annotated as basic leucine zipper 43-like. The coding region runs from base 86 to 616 and encodes 176 amino acids. Gene Ontology annotation, biological process: regulation of DNA-templated transcription. The record is from RefSeq and is a predicted model, not a curated record. NCBI's taxonomy places the organism in Eukaryota, Viridiplantae, Streptophyta, Magnoliopsida, Brassicales, Brassicaceae. The transcript has a single exon. Gene Ontology annotation, molecular function: DNA-binding transcription factor activity.